Messenger RNA from Penicillium cosmopolitanum, 2175 nucleotides. RefSeq lists its product as uncharacterized. The record is from RefSeq and is a predicted model, not a curated record. The coding region runs from base 1 to 2175 and encodes 724 amino acids. Lineage: Eukaryota; Fungi; Ascomycota; Eurotiomycetes; Eurotiales; Aspergillaceae. The transcript is spliced from 6 exons.
AUGAAGUUUCUACAGAUCUUGCACUUACUGGGUGCUCUGGGUGCUUCCGCAAGGGCGGCCGCAGAAAGUGAUGAUGCGCUAUCGCUGGAUGACUUGCCUUACAAGAACUACUUCUACUCAGACUGCAAUGUCGCCGCCCAGGCUGUCGUCACCAGCCCGCUUCCUGACAGCAAUCUUUCAAUCAUCGGACCCCGUCUGAUUGUAGCGUGGCCAGCUGGAAAUAGCGGUGUCUGCACCUUUUUCGCGCCGCAGACGGGCGAAAAUGGUACAUUGGCAAUUGAGCUUAUCAAUUCUACCGACGCCCACCCUCUGAGCCCAGUCUACAACGCAUCUUCCAAUGGACCUCCUCACGUCGGAAUCCAGGGCGUCCUGCGAUUCAAUUCGUCUGCAAAGCUUACAGUUCCCAUUCUGGGAAGUAUCCGUACAAUCCGCGACUUCGUCGAGGGUCCUAGUCUCCUCUAUCCCGAGAUUCAGGAUGCAGUCAAAUUCUCUUCCUCGGGCAAUGGGAGCGUCUCGCUGCAGCGUACCUGGUUAGACAAUACAACGAUGACGACCCUCACAUUCCAGCCUUGGAUUAAUUCUACUUCCAAGAAUGAUGGCGGCGUCUCUCUGGAUAACCGCACUGUCGCCUUCGAAGCUGGCGAUUAUCUCUUUUCAGCGACAAUUAAUUAUCCAGAGCUUACACCGCUGAAGCCUGCCGCAGUACUCAAUAAUGCAUCGAAUAACCUCGCUACGACUAUGUCAGGUCAAACGACUGCUCUUUCAUUCUUAUCGUACUCAGAGAAGCUUCUAGCGGGCGCGUGGCGUUUUCUGACGUAUUUUGGCCGUGACUCGAUGAUCGCCACUUUACUGCUAGAGCCUGUGUUGAGCUAUGGCGAGGGAAGUGCCACGGAGGCUGUUAUCGGCGCAGUUUUGGAAAGAAUUAAUCGGACCGACGGUACUGUCUGUCAUGAGGAGACAAUUGGAGACUACGCGACUUGGACCAAUGAACAGGAGAAUAUCACAAGCACUGCCAUGGGUUGUGAUUACAAGAUGGUCGACUCGGAUUACUAUCUCCCCGUCUUGAUGCAGCGAUAUUUUGUCGAAAAUCCAAUCGGCCAAAAGCGAGCUGCUAAGUUCUUCAAUACCACUGCAGGCUCGGUCAAUCCGGCAAACAAGAACUUGACCUGGGGAGAUUUAGCCCUGACCAAUGCGGAGAGAAUCAUGCGUCUUGCGGGCCCUUUUGUGAAGAACCAAACCAAGGAAAACCUCAUUCACCUUCAUGAGGAUCAAAUUGUUGGGGAAUGGAGAGACAGCACCUACGGCCUUGGUGGAGGCCGCAUUCCCUACGAUGUGAAUACAGCGCUUGUGCCAGCAGGUCUCCGAUCUAUAGGAGCCCUGUCUCGCGCAGGUAUACUCCCAGGCAGAAAGCAGUGGGGCUCUCUUGCAGAUAAAUACGCGAAGGUCUGGGAAGAUAACACACUGGACUUCUUCAGCGUGACUAUUCCUCAGUCGAAGGCCAAAUCUUUAGUCACAUCCUUUUCGAAAGACCAUUUUGCAGGACCAAAUCAAUCUUCCGCCAUUGAUACUGAUGUCACAUUCCAUGCUGUUGCUCUGGACGGAUAUAACAAUCUGUCCAAGGUGGAGGUCAUGAAUACGGAUGAUUGCUUCCGUCACUUUCUCCUCAACACCACAAACGAUGAACAACUCACACCAUUCUUGAACGGCUCUGCCACAAAUAUCCGUCGCACUUUCCCAGCUGGCCUGAUGACUGAUGUUGGUAUGAUCGUCGCAAACCCCGCAUUCGGAGAGGACCCCGUAUACGCGCAGAAUUUCACAACCGGAGCAUACCAUGGCACAGUUGUGUGGUCGUGGCAGCUAGCAAUGAUGGCCAGGGGAUUGGAGCUGCAGCUAGGACGAUGCGAGGUCACUUCGAACUUCUCGGUCAACUCUGAAUCUGUGAAGAGAGGCCAUAAUUCCAAAGCAGUAAUGCCUACCCCGGAGUUCUGCACUGAUGACUCUGUCUAUACAAAUGUGCGGGCCGCGUAUAACGUUCUCUGGGACUCGAUUGAGAAGAAUGAGGCUCAACUCUCGAGUGAGGUCUGGUCUUGGGUUUAUCGGAAUGGUUCCUUCCAAGUCACGCCAUUGGGCGUAUUACCUGCUCCACCUGGGGUUGGAGGUCAAACUGGUAAGUAA